This is a messenger RNA of Cyclopterus lumpus (lumpfish), 2649 nucleotides long. RefSeq lists its product as uncharacterized. The transcript has 2 exons. Gene Ontology annotation, molecular function: transmembrane signaling receptor activity. Lineage: Eukaryota; Metazoa; Chordata; Actinopteri; Perciformes; Cyclopteridae. Gene Ontology annotation, cellular component: membrane. Gene Ontology annotation, biological process: toll-like receptor signaling pathway; immune response; inflammatory response. The record is from RefSeq and is a predicted model, not a curated record. The coding region runs from base 327 to 1658 and encodes 443 amino acids.
GGGAAGGGUGUGUUUCUGUCAGUAUGUUUCACAGCAACUGAGAACAAAUCAAUGGGAAUAGCAACGUCUACAUUUGUGUCUUUACUGUAGAUAACAGCUCACCCAGUCGACAUGUAAUGUCCGGACCGAGAGCCAUUAAAGGCACAGUGACUUAAUUCAUGUUAGAAGCCCCUCAGACAUCAGGACGGAGGCUGUCACGUUAACGAACCUGAAAGCAGAACAGUGAGAAUGCUUGGCACCCUUUGUCUUCCUGAGUUCACUUUCAGUUCUCGGUCAUCCACACUGUGCGAUCCCUCUUUAUUAUAUUCGCUGGAAUUUACUGUAUCAUGAGCAGUUUGUUCAUAGAUGAUGGAGCCAAUGAACUGCAGACUGCAGACAUUCAGUCACAGCCUGCUGACCCACCGUGUCCCUCUAUUAUUGAUCUUCCCACACUGGAAGAUGGUGAGUGUUACCAUGUCUUCAUUAGCUAUAGCAGCACCGACUACCAGUGGACCCACUCCCUCAUCGGCCAGCUGGAGUCCUGCGGCUUGCAGGUCUGCUACCAUGAACGUGACUUCACUCCGGGCCGCACCGUGUUGGAAAACAUGUCCGACUGCAUCCAGGAGAGCCAGAAGGUCCUGCUGGUUCUCAGCCUGGAGUUUGUGAGGAGCCGCUGGUGUCUCCUGGAGGCCAACAUGUCUUUGUUCAGAGACUGCCUGGAGAGGAAGCCCAUUGUCCCGGUGCUGCUGGAGCCAGGAGUCUCUGUUCCUCUUCACCUCUGCCACCUCACCUACCUGGAGGCCAACGAUCCAGACUUCAAGGACAAGCUGCUCAAGGUGCUGUGCACCCCCAACCAACAGCUGAGAGGGUCCACUGUGGUGCCCUUCCAGCCUCCUUCUAUCUACAAUGGGAAGGCCCUACAGCCUUUGAUUGCUGUCAAUGAUGAGGGACUCAACAAAUGGGACUGUGGUCAGUUCAGUGACAUGGAGGUGCCGGACCAACUGCAUCUGAUCAUUCAGGACCACGAGAAGUACCGAAAGGCUGUGAGGAUGAUCAACAGUGUCUCUCAAAAUAAAGUGUGGUUUCGCCCACUCUGGGUUAGAGUACUGAUCUACAUUACAGGCGUACUAUAUUUUUUGAUCUUGAUGACUUUUUCGUCAUUUUUGACAUUCACAUUUUGUUCUAGCUAUCCUGUCUAUCCUUUCCAUCCUGUCCAUCCUUUGCCCCCAAACCAUUACGUAUACCUUAUUGGAGUAUGGGUGAUCACUAUUUCUAGUUUCUACUGUGUUCCUUUGGGGUUGUUCAUUCAGAUUGUUCUCUGGAAGAAUGGUGAUGUGAAGUACAUUGUGAGAGAAAUGCAGAACGCUAUAUGCCAGGCAAACAUAAUCCUCUACGAGGAGAAGGUGUUAAUGGGCUGUCGGUCCAAUUUAAAACAAAUCUAUCUGGUGUACGUUAGUCUGGACGGUUGCAAACAAGAGUUUGCAGAAACAUUUUCUGAGCAGGGUUGUGCGGAGGAUAUGUUUCAGAGAGCCCUGACUUUCUUCUCAUCAGGUUACGCCUGCUGCCUUGCUAAAAGGCACUUUCCCUUUCCUCAGCCCAGCUCCACUGGUCACCUGGAGGGAAGGGUGUGUUUCUGUCAGUAUGUUUCACAGAAGCUGAGAACAAAUCAAUGGGAAUAGCAGUAACAGUAUAUACCUGGAAUGGGACAGCUAGUAACUGUAUAAUGACAUUUAUAUACAAUACCUAUUCCUAAGCAUUUAAUUCCCUGUUUAUGACAUCAAUUUCCAUGUUUUCUCCCAAUCAAGUAGAGACACAACACAGACAGGGUGAAAGAAAAUGUGUAUAUUAUGAUGUUAUAUAAUAUAUUUUACUCAACUUUUUUUUGUUGUUAAUCACACUGCUUCAAUUGUUAAGUAUAAUUGUCAAUAUAAUUGUUUCCCCAAAGCUCCAAGCUUGGGACUCUUUUGUUUAAAAAUCUCCUUCCACUGUCUCAAAUUAUGGAAAACAACAAAAAUAAAUUACCAGAAUUAUACAGAUUAUCUAAUCUAAUGUACCUAACCAUUUCCCAAGGGGACUGUGAUCCAAUAAAAGUACUAAGUAAGUGCAUUGAACAAAUCAACAUUUGGAUAUGCCAGAAUUUUCAUCAACAAAAUGCAAAAGAAAGGCCAUUCAAUUAAAGUUCUGUGAUUAACUUUAAUCGUCAAUGUUAAUAAAACAUAAUUAAUAAAAAUAAUAAUUUACAAUUACAAAGUCAACCUAACAAUUAAUUAAGGAUUCAUUUAGUUUUGUUUAUUUGAUAUGGACAUCUCAGUAGCAUUACAAUUGUGAAAACUAUUUACAACACCUGUAAACACCACAGGAGACUUUUUCAGUUUGAAAGAAAAUACAUUCACAAAUAACACAUUUAAUAACGCUAUUAAAUAAAUUAUAAUUGAGUUGCAUUUUCAAUUCAGUUGUUUGACAGUUUUAGGAUUUUGUUCCUUUAAUAGAUGAAAAGAAGAUGACAGAAAAUGCUUUAAAUUGAGUAGCUUAUGAAGCUUUCAAAGCUGAACAGUUUUUGAAAAUGUGACAAUUGUGCCACCUAAUUUUUUUUGAAUAAUUGUCAUUGUCUGGUUAUAUGAUGUGUUAUAGUUUAUGACUUAUGACCAAGUAGUGAUGCAUUAUAUUAGG